Molecule: messenger RNA, 1283 nt
Organism: Panicum hallii
Lineage: Eukaryota; Viridiplantae; Streptophyta; Magnoliopsida; Poales; Poaceae
Exons: 2
Coding region: 99-953 (284 amino acids)
Source: RefSeq, a predicted model, not a curated record
UGCUCAGCUACGGCCCACCCAGGCACCCGGUAGAAUCAAAAGCCGCGAGCACGCACAAAGCGACACCACAGACAUCUUCGCCUCCUCUUGCUCCGGCCAUGUCGCGCUUCCUCCGCCCCGCCGCCCUCGCCGCCGCAGCGACCGGGGGGCUCUUCUCUGCAGUCUCGUGGAGCCCCUCCUCGCCCCUCGCGUUCUCGGCCACCCCGUCAUCUUCUCCGUCGACGCCCGUCGGCCCCGCCGACACCACCGGCCACACCGCCCUCGUCCGCGCGCACCCGGGCCUCCGCGAGCUCAACACGAUGCUUACCCCGGCCUCCUUCCUCGUCGACGCCACGCAGACGCUCCUCGGGGCUGCUCUGCGCAUCACGCCCUUCUGCCCCAAGAGUCUCCGCCUGGUCCGCGACUUCCUCACCGCAGAGAUCCUUUCCGCGGAGUCGGAGUCGGAGGGCCCCGCCGACGCAGCGGCGGAGCAGGCGGUGCUGGCCCGGAUGCAUAUGGCCCUCUUCGACGCUCGCGAUGGCCGCCUCGACGACGCGCUCGACGCCAUGUCGCGACUCGCCGCGGAGCACUCCGGCAGCACCCUCGCGCACCUCUACGCCACCGCGCUUUGCCACGUCCUCGGCCGGCACCAGGACGGGGCCCGGUGGCUCCACGACGCCGCCGUGCCCAUCCUCUCCCGCCUCGAGCACAAGAUAGCGUUCGUGGAGGCCAUCCUUUUCUCCACGCUCGGCUCCGCGCCGCGCGCCGUGGCGGGCUCAGAGGAGCUGGUCCUGGCCACCACGCUCGGGCUGGUGGAGAUGUCGCUGUGGUCCAUUUUCAAGCACGGGGAUCUGUCGGAGAGGCUCGAGGUGUUGACGUUGAUGGCAUUCUUGCGUGGCGUCGUGGCGAGGAAGUUACGCAGAGAUGAUGGAUCAGCACCGCUAGAGGGAUCUCAGGACGCCACCCCGAACUAGUACACGCCAAGCCUAGGAGGUGAAUUGUCUUCAGUAGUUCACUCGGAUUUUGGUAACCAACUCAGAAGAUCCUCGGUUAACACUGAAUGAAUGUUCACAGUGAAGUGCUGCUGCGGAGUUUUGAAUUGGUCGUGAAGCGAUAGUGUAAUGCAAAUUUAGUCGCUGACCUUGUCCUUACCAAAUUUCACUUUUGUCUUGGCACUACCAAGGUGUCCCAUAGAUUGAUACCAAAGUACUGCUUACGCUGGUGUGGCAAUCAAUGCGUGAAAGCUAUAUGACUUGACGGAUAUAUGUUUCUAUGCUUGGAUCGUUAUGCUGUGAAAAUAUUAC